Lethenteron reissneri (Far Eastern brook lamprey) is the source of this 2029-nucleotide messenger RNA. RefSeq names its product glutathione-disulfide reductase (gene GSR). The record is from RefSeq and is a predicted model, not a curated record. Gene Ontology annotation, molecular function: NADP binding; glutathione-disulfide reductase (NADPH) activity; flavin adenine dinucleotide binding. Lineage: Eukaryota; Metazoa; Chordata; Hyperoartia; Petromyzontiformes; Petromyzontidae. Gene Ontology annotation, biological process: cellular response to oxidative stress; cell redox homeostasis; glutathione metabolic process. Gene Ontology annotation, cellular component: cytosol; mitochondrion.
GUCCGUGCCGCGAGUUUCUCAAUGUCACUGGGCCUCUUGCAACCCGCAGAGACGCUGCUGUGGGGCGUGCGUGAGGGGGUCUUGUCAUCGGGAGAAGACGAUUGCAGUGCGGAGAACAACAACAGCAACAACAACAACAACAGCAACAACCCCCGUAACGUCGAGGAACAGGUCUCGGCAAGUCAAGGGGGGGGGGGGGGCAAGAAGGCGGACAGUGCGGAACAUCGGAACCACCCCCACCACCCCCACCAUCAUCAUCCUCCUCCCUCCUCCUUGAAGGCGCCAUGCACAGCAGCCUGCUGACUCGGACUUUGGCAGCAGCAUCAGCAGCAGCAGCAUCAGCAGCAAGGGCAUCAGCGGCAAGGGCAGCGACGAUGACAACGCGGGCAGCAGCAGCAGAGGGGGCUGGGGGGGCUGGGGGAGGUCGCCGCCACCGCUUCGACCUCGUGGUUCUGGGGGGCGGCUCGGGGGGGCUGGCGGCUGCGAGACGCGCGGCCGAGCUGGGGGCCAGCGCCUGCCUGGUGGAGAGCGGCAGGCUGGGGGGCACCUGUGUGAACGUGGGCUGCGUUCCAAAGAAGGUGAUGUACAACGCUGCGAUGCACGCCGAGCUCCUCCACGACCACGCCGACUACGGGUUCACCGUCGGCUCCGUCGACUUCAGCUGGAGGACCAUCAAGGAGAAACGGGACGCCUACAUCAAGAGGCUGAACGACAUCUAUCAGAGGAACCUGGACAACUCCAAGGUGGAGGUGGUGCGUGGGCGAGCGAUGUUUACGCUGGAGGAGGGCCAGCCGGCCGUGGCGGUGGACGGCCGGGUCUACACGGCGCCGCACAUCGUCAUCGCCACGGGGGGGCACCCCAGCAUGCCGACCGACAGCAGCGUACCCGGAGCCAGUCUGGGAAUGACGAGCGAUGGCUUCUUCGAGCUGGAGGAGCUGCCCAACCGUGUGGUGCUGGUCGGUGCUGGUUACAUCGCCGUGGAAUUGGCCGGCAUCUUCGCGGCACUGGGAGCUCAAACGUCGCUGCUCAUCCGGCAAAACGAGGUCCUGCGUAACUUCGACGCGAUGAUCAGCGCCAACUGCACGCAGGAGCUGCUCAACUCGGGCGUGGACGUGCGAAAGUACACGCAGGUGCGCUCCGUUAGCCGCGGCUCCCCGGGAGGGCCGCUGCAGGUCGCCGUGGCGACUAACGGGCCGGGCGAGGCGGAGCGGACGGAGGUGAUGGUCGGCGUGGAGGCGUUGGUCUGGGCCGUGGGCCGCGGGCCCAACACCGCCGACCUGGGGCUCGACAAAGUGGGGGUCGAAACUGACCAGCAGGGCCACGUCACCGUGGACGAGUUCCAGAACACGAGCGUUGCCGGCGUGUACGCGCUGGGCGACGUGUGCGGGCGCGCGCUGCUCACCCCUGUCGCCAUCAUGGCCGGCAGGAAGCUGGCGGCGCGUCUCUUUGGCGGCGAGCCCGGCGCCCGGAUGCACUAUGAGGACAUCCCCUCGGUGGUGUUCAGCCACCCGCCAAUCGGCGCCGUGGGCCUCACGCAGCGAGAGGCCGAAGAGCGGUUCGGGCGCGGCGCGGUGCGCGCGUACACCGCCACGUUCACGCCCAUGUACCACGCGGUGACGGCGCGCAAGGGCACGUGCGUCAUGAAGUUGGUGUGCGCGCACGACGACGAGAAGGUGGUGGGGAUUCACAUGCAGGGCGCCGGCUGCGACGAGAUGCUGCAGGGCUUCUCUGUGGCCCUUCGCUGCGGCGCCACCAAGGCCGACUUCGACCGCACCGUCGCCAUCCACCCCACCUCCUCCGAGGAGCUCGUCACCAUGCGCUAGGCACGCUCCACGGAGCUCCGCCAUGGGGACACCGCCCUGACGCGGAGCUCCGCGGCAGGGACAAUUCUGACACGGAAUUCCUACGAUGGGGCAUCUUGGCCGAUAACAUAAUUUAAAUACCUGAAGUGAUAUGUUUUUUAUACUGGUAGGAACCUCCUGGUUACACCAGCCCACAGGGGAUUAUUGCGUCCGUCCGUCCGUUGUGC